CGUCGCUAGCACUUUAAAGCUACUCAAAACUGCCGCUAUCACCCUUUUCAUUAGCAGGAAGGCCACAUCGAUCGAAUCGUCUGAUGAGUUGAGAGUGAAUCCAAAGUUACGGCCGCGGCCUCAAAAUCCUUCUUCACCUCCAGAGUGAAUCCACAUCUCCCCGAACAAUCCUACCCGCCGGCCGGCCUCUUUCUCCUUGCUGACCAACCUAUCCGGUGGCGUCGUUUGCAACUUCCAGAUCUUACACAGCCACUGCCAUUUCUUCCCUUCUUCUGAUGCGUUGCCGAACCCCUUCAUUGCCACCGUUCAUCGACAACCCAGAUUGUGAUUCCAAAUCCAUAACCAAGAUCGUGGAAGACGAGGCGGCGAGACUCGGAGGAGAACCAGGACGGAACUCUGGAUUUCAGAUCUCGAUGGUAGACGUCGCGGCUGUGGCAGAAUCGAUGGUGGAGAUCAGUUGUUGGAAGUACACUCUGGUGACGUCAUCUCUCAACCAGCCUCUCUCGAUCUUGGAGAAAAUAUCGCCGUCGUGGACGAGCUCCAUGGCGAUUUUGAUCUUUCACUUGCUCGCCAUCACUUCGUGGAGCUUGAUGAUGUUGGGGUGCUUCAUCAUCUUCAUCGCCAUGCUCUUCCCAGAAUGGAGGUUCUGCGAGCGGGUUUCCCAAAAGAAAGGACAAACAGAGAGAUUGAAGGACGAAGAGAUUGGGGAUUGAGGGAAGGAAGAAUGGAAGUAAAAUCCCUCUUUGGCU
Messenger RNA from Linum trigynum, 749 nucleotides. The record is from the annotation of a GenBank genome assembly. Lineage: Eukaryota; Viridiplantae; Streptophyta; Magnoliopsida; Malpighiales; Linaceae.